GAGAUGACUGAUGUUGAGCCUGUAGUCACAGAUUUUGCUGCAUCGGGACGGGCAGGGCGCCGAAAUGCCUUACCAGACAUUCUGGGUUCUUCUGCUGGAGCUGGAACAUCAGAACUGCCACACAAACUAGCAGAACUCUCAAUGUCAGAAGGAGCUGAAGGAGGAGAAGCGUCAUCCUCUGAUGCCACUAUGGAAAACCAAGAGAUGGAAGGAAAAAUAAUGGAUUCCUAAUGUUUAUAAAAUGUUCGGUUUUGGUGAUUACCUACGAACUUCACUGGCAGAGUGUCCAAGAUUCUGCAAUAUGUAAUAUUUGUAACUGGCUAAUAUGAAUAUGGCGCAUUGAAAAAUUGGUAUGUUUUCAAAUUCAUCAAGAAGCAAUUUAUUUAUUUACAAAUCAUAGCCAGUAUCUGCAGGGGGAAAAAAGAAAAUUGUUUUCAGUCAUUUAACAAAUGAAGUCCAAUGUAAUCAGCUGAUUAUUGCAAAUAACCAAAUACAACAACAAACAUCAUUAAUAACUUGGGGUCUUUUCUGAUAAUAAAAUGUAGAUAUCAGGUUUGGUUUGAGCUUAGUAUAUAUGUGUACAAACAUGCACACGCACACAAACACACAUUUUAUACAUAGAAUAGUAUACAAAAGCACAUAUCAAAAUCAGUAAAUUCCAGGCCCAGAAUAUAACAACUUUAUAAAUAAGAUUCACCAUACAAAAAAUCAGCAAAUUUAGACUGAGUAUGAUUCUGAAUAAAUCACACAACAAAUGUUUAAAAAUGUAGGAUAUUGCUAAAUAGUAGAAGAAUUUGCUAGUGCUCUUCUUGGUUAAGGAACUCAUGAGAAAUUCCCUGAUUUCAACAAUAUAGUAAAAAGAGUAUCCAGUUCUAAACUAUAACAGAUAAGUAAUGAAGAUUGCUGUUUGGUACCAGAAGAUAGGUAUCCAUAUUUAUCACACAAUUAGAUUCCAUAUAGGAGUUAUAUAUGAUUCCGUAUAGGAACAAGCUGGUGGAUAUUGAAGAUGUAACUAGAGGAAUGUAACUUCAGCAAGGCAUUCAACAAAGUAGACCACAACGUACUUCUUGGUAAACUAGAAAAAAGUGGGAUAGAUAGCUUCACCACUAGAUAGAUUUGCAACUGGCUGACAAACUGUACUCAACAAGUAGUCCUUAAUGGGUCUAAGUCUACAUGGAGGGAAGUAAGCACUGAGGUGCCACAAGGUUCCGUCUUAGGCCCAGUACUCUUCAAUAUCUUCAUAAAUGACUUAGAUGAGGGAAUAGAAGGGGAACUGACCAAAUUUGCAGAUGAUACUAAGCUGGCAGGAAUAGCUAACACCCUAGAAGUUAGGCUCAAGAUCCAGAUGGAUCUUGACAGACUUGAAUACUGGGCCCUUUAUCUAACAAAAUGAAAUUUAAUGUGGAAAAAAAGCAAAGUUUUACACCUGGGCAGGAAAAACCAAAAGUACACAUAUAGACUGGGUGAAACCAGGCUUAAUAGCAGUAACUGUGAGAGGGAUCUUGGAGUCUUAGUGGACAACCAGCUAAAUAUGAGCCAGGAGUGUGCAGUGGCAGCCAAAAGAGCAAUGCAAUCCUAAAUUGCAUUAUCAGAGGGAUACAAUCAAGAUCAAGUGAGAUACUAAUACCACUCUAUAAAGCCUUAGUAAGACCACACCUAGAGCACUGCAUCCAGUUUUGGUCACCACACUAUAAAGAAGAUGUUGAGAAUCUAGAAAAAGUGCAGAAAAGAGGAACGAUUAGAGGACUGGAGACUUAAGACAUAUGAAGAAUGGUUACAUGAACUGGGCAUGGCUAGUCUAGUGAAGAGAAGGACCAGGGGAGACAUGAUAGCAGUCUUCCAAUAUUUGAGGGGCUGCCACAGAGAGGAAGAGGUCAAGCUAUUUUCUAAAGCAGGGGUCUCCAACUUUGUCAACUUUAAGCUUGGUGGACUUCAACUCCCAGAAUUCCCCAGCCAGCAAAGCUGUCUGGGGGAUUCUGGAGUUGAAAUCCGCCAGGCUUAAAGUUGACAAGGUUGGAGACCCCUGUUCUAAAGCACCUGUAGGCCAGUUAAGGAAUAAUGGAUGGAAACUGAACAAGGAGAGAUUUAACAUGGAAAUAAGGAGAAAUUUUCUGACAGAACUAUCAACCAGUGGAACAGCUUGCCUUCAGAAGCUGUGGGAGCUUCAACACUUGAGUCUUUCAAGAAGAGAUUGGAUUGCCAUUUGUCAGAAAAUGUGUAGGGUCUCCUGCUUGGAUGGGGGGUUGGACUAGAUGACCUACAAGGUACCUCCCAACUCUGGUAAUCUGUAAUCUGAAUAUGGAGGAAUUUUUGAGAUAGGACAAACCUUCUCCUGCUCACCUUCCCCCACCCAGAAAGUCCAUUUCAAUUCCCAUUGUAACAACUGCUCUAGUUCUGCAUAGUAAUCUUGAACGCCUCUGCUCUUCAGAUUUUAAAAUAACAUUUUUCUGUCACCCUGGAUACCAAAGUUUAAUUUUCCCAGAAGCCAAGACCUAGAGUAUUUUCGACAGCAUGAAAUGCUGUGAUUUUUAAAGAAAAAGGAAAUGCAUCUGGAGAUUAGCCCCACAAAACCCUUUUCAAAUCUGAACUUGACUGAGAAAUGUACAGGAGUUCAAAACAUACAAAAAUGCCUUUUUUCCUCCUUCAAAAUGUCAAGAUGAACCAAGAUCACCUGGGAUUUCAAAGUCCCUUUGAGUGCAUUUGCUAUUUUGCUUUCUUAAAAUUGGCUUUUCUGGUGAAGUUAAAAUUCUGUUUAUUAGUUUUAAAAACAAAUCCUUAACAACUGCAGUUGUUUUUAAAUUGCAUUUCAGCAUGAGGAAUGAAAUAGAUUAUCCUUACGUUAGAAAAAUGUGUUCUAUCAGUCAGGCUUUGACAAGAUCUAAGAAGAUAAACUUUUUGCUUCAGUCAUGGUGUGGGUUUCAUCGGCUUAUAGCUGAUCCUAUUAUGAGUGUUAAAGCAUUUUCUUCCUGAUACAUUUUAUCUGUUCCAAAGGAUUGAUCCAUAUUUUAUAAUAAAGAUUGUAUUGUUUAAAAUAUAAUAAGUGUACAUUAUUUGCACAAGAAUUCCAUGACCCAAUUGUAUAUGUUUUUGCUGAAUUAAAAAAAAUCAAAGUAUGCUCCUGAUUAGAUCAUAAUAAUUGAGAUUGAACUGGGAAUAGAAUCAUUAUUU
This is a messenger RNA of Ahaetulla prasina, 3168 nucleotides long. It is a transcript of the gene PKIB, whose product is annotated as cAMP-dependent protein kinase inhibitor beta. The record is from RefSeq and is a predicted model, not a curated record. Gene Ontology annotation, cellular component: nucleus; cytoplasm. Gene Ontology annotation, molecular function: cAMP-dependent protein kinase inhibitor activity. Gene Ontology annotation, biological process: negative regulation of cAMP-dependent protein kinase activity. The transcript has 2 exons. NCBI's taxonomy places the organism in Eukaryota, Metazoa, Chordata, Lepidosauria, Squamata, Colubridae. The coding region runs from base 4 to 231 and encodes 75 amino acids.